AUGGACGCAGAGGCCGGCGAGGCUGGGCGUCAGCGUUCCCCCGCGGCGCCGUUCGUCAGGUCGUCAUCGCGUCUCGGCGCGGCCCAGAGCUUCGACGGCGCGCUCAGAGAGCUCAAGGAUCUGCGGUUCCAGCUGCACCAGGCGGCGGACUGCUGCGAGAAGGCGUUCCUCGGCACCGAGCAGAAGAGGCUGAUACUGGACAGUACCAAGAGCUACAUCUGCGAUGCGGUUGUGACGGUGAUUGAUCACCUGGGAACUGUUUCAUCCAAGCUCGAGCACCAGCUGGAGGACAAGACCGAGAUCACGCAAACAGAGCGAAAGAUCACCUUCCUGAAACAGAGGCUUCUGACAUGCGAACAAUAUGCAAUUUCUCUCAACCUAUUGGCUCUACGUAUGGACACCGGCGCCGUUCAGUAUCAUCGCCGUUACCUCUCGCAAUCUACGGAGACAAACAAUAAGGAAAAUGUUACUGAUUCAAGGGGUCACCCGGUGCCUGGAGCCAAUCGCACUCUGAAGCCAUAUGAUGUUGAGUCAACCAUCGGGAGGGAAGUUACCGUGGCAGUUGCAGACGUUGGAAACCCAGCAUCCAUAACAAGGUCAUUUUCCUUCAGAGCAGAGGAUGCUCACAUUGCUCCAGGCGUUCAUAAGAAGAAGAAAGCCAGCCACCGCAGCAACAUCUUGGCAUUCCUCAAGAGAAGUAAGCAGCAUGCAUAAGAGUGAGAACCUCCACUGGAUACAGUUAGAAAUGCAAUGGCCAUUGGUGUGACUGCCAGAUGUUUUGCUGACCAUGCGUGUCCAAUGCUCUGUAACAGAAUGUAAAUAUACUUUGAGUUAUGCACUCCUGCACGGAUGUGUAGAAAAUUAAAGUUCAGGGGCCAAGCUGAACAUUCUUGCAGCAUCAAGGGGGAACACACACGCUCAUUUAAUUUAGAUCAUGUACAAGGGACAGGUUUACUAGAUCGACAACAUGGUGUCCUUCUAGUUCGGCAGGCAUAGCUAGCCAAGCAUGUCCAAAAACACCCCUUUUGGUUCUCC
Molecule: messenger RNA, 1035 nt
Organism: Lolium rigidum
Lineage: Eukaryota; Viridiplantae; Streptophyta; Magnoliopsida; Poales; Poaceae
Product: probable protein ABIL5
Exons: 8
Coding region: 1-714 (237 amino acids)
Source: RefSeq, a predicted model, not a curated record